AGUACGAACGUAUGACCUGAGCUCAAAAGACUCGCUUCGGACAUGUCGACUCUUUUAGAUCUUCCAGCACCGGUUGCACCAAUUAUCACAUGAUUCUACGCUCACCCCAACGCUGGCCACGGUCGUUGAUCAACGUUCCUAGUUGCCUCGAACGAACGACUAAAUGACCGCCAGUACGGUCUCGACAUAUCCUUUUGAACCAACUCCCCCAUGGACAACUGUAAACCCUAGGCCGUUAUUAUCUCAGUUUCGCACGCAUUGCGGUAUCGAAGUGUUGCCUCCAUUACCAUCGCCUCGAAACGAGCUGUUCAACGACAAUUAUGUUGUCAGCACCCACAUCUUACCUGCUAGUUGUCCAAGACUCACUCCAAACAUCCCAUUGCCUGUGGUCCCUAAAUUCUCGCCGAAUGCCGCAGAACGGCAACGAGAUAUUCAGCAGCUUUUCGCUGAAAUUACUGAGCGACAGGUGCGCUUCGUGAAGGGAGAGUUAGGCGGAGAAAGAAUCAAGAAGCCGUUAUGGAACUGCGUUAAUCGAUACGUCAAGAGAGUUCAAGAUGAGAGGAAGGGCUUGACAUUAUUCUUCGCUCACGCAAAUGGCUUUCCCAAGGAGAUAUGGGAAACAACACUGCGAUAUCUACUAUCGUCACCCACAGCUUCACAGAUCGACGAGGUGUGGUCUUGGGAAGCUGUGCAGCACGGUGAUGCUGCACUAAUUAACGAGACAGAUCUCAGUGGCAUAUUUGAUUGGCGAGACAACGCGCGGGAUAUUGCACACUUUCUGUUAUACUAUCUACCAGAAGAUGCAUCUUCGAAGGUCUUACCGACGCAUCUGCACCUUCUACCGGAGACUGUCAGUGAAUCCAGGAAAAUUAAGGGAUUUUCAUCCCGCUCCCUGGUGGCUGUUGGACAUUCAUUCGGUGGCUACUGUUCGAUCAUAGCGGCUGUCAAUUUCCCUGCACUGUUUUCCUCCAUCAUUCUCGUAGACCCUGCAAUUAUUAACGAUCACCGUGGCUCCUCCCAAAAACUAGAUGGGCUCGUAUUGUCUGCCCUUAGGAGGCGCGAACGUUGGCCAUCUCGUGAGGAGGCAUUGCGCUUGUUCAAGGCCUCUCCAUUCUUCGGAGCUUGGGAUCCUGAUACCCUGCAGCUAUAUGUUACAUAUGGCUUGUGCAAGGAUUCACAAGGGGGAGUGAAGUUAAAGAUGUCAGCUCUACAAGAGGCUUUGGUGUUCGCAGAUCGUACGGGAUCACCUGAAGCAUGGGAACUACUGGAAAAGGUGGACGAGCGCAUAGAACUACGUUGGAUUGUUCCAGGGAAGCCUGAAGACAAGGGAUUUAUGGGCGAACAAGCAACGAGGGUGCGAGUGUGGCGAAGGCCUGCUAACUCAUCUAACGUAGUGAUUCACUCGGCUGGGCAUCUGGUUGCACAGGAAUCACCAGAGGAGCUUGGUAAAUGAUAUUUUGUUUUCUACGGCAAUGUUCAGCAUCAUGAUUUUUAUCUAGCCCAAGAAAUAUCUACUUUCCUGGAGAAAAAGUACGGGCCACGGAGUAGAGCAUACUUAUGAUAUCCUUUGCGGUGAUAUUUCACUUCGCCUUAGACCUGUGACCAACAGGGCAUAGAAUACAAGAAAUACCUGAAGCAAGCAUAGACGGUUGACAUUCA
This is a messenger RNA of Suillus discolor, 1659 nucleotides long. Its product is annotated as Alpha/Beta hydrolase protein. The record is from RefSeq and is a predicted model, not a curated record. The transcript is spliced from 7 exons. Lineage: Eukaryota; Fungi; Basidiomycota; Agaricomycetes; Boletales; Suillaceae. Bases 164 to 1453 code for a protein of 429 amino acids.